Messenger RNA from Polistes canadensis, 599 nucleotides. RefSeq lists its product as uncharacterized. The record is from RefSeq and is a predicted model, not a curated record. The transcript has a single exon. Bases 101 to 529 code for a protein of 142 amino acids. NCBI's taxonomy places the organism in Eukaryota, Metazoa, Arthropoda, Insecta, Hymenoptera, Vespidae.
UAGUGCAGAUGUUGCACAGAUUGUUCCGGAUAAUUCACGAACAACAUCGAUUGUUAUUAAAAAUGAAAUAGAUGUUAAACAAGAGCCGGAUAUAAAUGAUAUGGAAACAGUAUAUGGUACCUAUGACGAAACUACUAAUUCUAUAACUUUUAUUUAUCCUGGUCAGGAAGAUAAUAUAGCCAUACAAGAAUGCGUAGAAGAAAUAAGUAGUUCUGAUAAUGCUUAUCAUGUCGAUGAUGUAACAUCUAUGACAAUGCAUCUUUCUUGUUCAGAUCAAUAUUCACCCGCUUACACAUGCACAGACACUAUGUCACCUUCGAGCAUAUAUUCAGACAAUGUUGAUGCAUCGUUUUCUUCGAGUAAAUCAGAUGCACAUUUUUCGGAUGGUGGUUAUGAGUCUCACGGUUCCCCUAGUCCUGAUAUACAUAAGAAUAAUAAUAACAAGAACAGUAGUAACAAACAUAAUAAUAUAUGUUUAACAGAUACUUGGCAUGAGAGCUUCACAGAAUUAUUUCCAAUGUUGCUUUGAAAUUAAAGCAUUACUUAAAAUAGAAAUUUUAUUGUUUCAUCUUGAAUUCAUUGUGAGAAUAACAGAUGAA